CCGAAGUUAUACCAAAUUGAAGGAGAACGGUUGGCUGACUGAAAAAUAAGGACAACCUUGCAUCAUGAUACAGAAGGGUAAAAUCUAGCUGUAACAUUUAAAUAUACACCCUGGGGAGUGAUGCAGCUAUGCAGGCUGUGGAGAUUUCCGGUGUACAUUAUUAGUGGAUGGCGUUCCGCUUCUCAUCUCGCCACCGUCCUCCGUUAGCCGUAGCCAAAUAUUUACCGAAGGUCGACUACUGUCCUGGCUCCAGAGGAAGAGGCUGACUCAAUGACUGAGAGCCAUACCGAAAAUGGUUUCUGCCCUUUUACUAGUGGAUGACCAGAGGUGUGUCACCUAUUGAUAACAGACGUCGUUAAGAGCCGGUAGAAAACACCCCUGUUGGACAUCACCAGCCCGACCAAAACCUGCCCCCAUAGCCGGGCCUUAUUUGAUACUCCUGGGCCUCCCCUCACACAGUGAAAACUGAAUCAAUACGUGCGAAGCAGCAGGAUGACUGAGGCGUGGCAGCAGCAGCACACAGUGGUCUCCCCACCCACCGUGGUGCACAACCUCCCCCCGGGCUCCGACAGCGCCCUGGGCUGUGCCGUGUACGGGAUCGUCCUCCAGCCGGAUGUGGCCUCCCUCCAGCAGCAGCCCCAGCACGGCCAGCAGCAUGCCGUACCCGCCCAGCAGCCUUCCCUACAGGUAGGGGGCGAGGGAGGGCACAAGUGCGGAGCCUGCGGCCAUGACAUAUCCCACCUAGCUAAUCCACAUGAGCACCAGUGUAUGGGGACCGGGGAUCGGUCGUUCCAGUGUACCCAGUGUAUGAAGAUCUUCUGCCAGGCCACUGAUCUGUUGGAGCAUCAGUGUGUACAGGUGGAGCAGAAGCCGUUUGUGUGUGGCGUGUGUAAGAUGGGUUUCUCUUUGCUUACCUCGCUGGCACAGCACCACAACGCCCACAACAACGGCAACAACCCCAUGAAGUGUUCCAUCUGUGAGAAGACCUACCGCCCGGGCUCUGGCAACAACACCCCCACCUCCUCCGCUGCCAACCCGUCCACCGGCGAGGCCUCCAGUGGCGGGGCAGCGUGCGGAGCCUCAGCCCCUACAGCGUUUGAGGCUUCGGGACCAGACAGGCCCUACAAGUGCUCAGUGUGCCACAAGGGCUUUCGGCAUCUGUCUGAGUUGUCGCGACACGAACGGGUACACACGGGAGAAAAGCCCUACAAGUGUGACACCUGUGACAAGAGCUUCAGCCAGUCCUCUCACCUGGCCCACCACCAGCGCACCCACAGCUCAGAGCGGCCCUACAAGUGUGCUGUCUGUGAAAAGUGCUUCAAGCACCGCUCACACCUCGUGCGCCACAUGUACGCCCACUCCGGCGAGCACCUGUUUAAGUGCAAUUUGUGCGAGAUGCACUUCAAAGAGUCGUCGGAGCUCCUGCACCACCAGUGCCAGCCCACAGUGACCUUGGACAGGCCGUUCCGCUGCGGCUCGUGUGGGAAGGGCUUCAAACGGCCUUCGGAUCUGCGGCAGCACGAACGCACUCACUCCGAGGAACGGCCGUUCCAAUGCGAGGAGUGCCAGAUGAGCUUCAAGCAGCAGUACGCCCUCGUUCGUCACCGCCGCACUCACAAGAACCCAGCCGACCGGCCUUUUAAGUGUAACCUAUGUGACAAGGGUUUCCUGCAGCCCUCCCACCUACUGUACCACCAGCACGUCCAUGGCAUGGAGAGCCUGUUCAAGUGUGCUUCCUGCCAGAAAGGUUUCAGCCAAUCCGGUGAACUGCUACGGCACAAAUGCACCGGCUCAGGGUCGGCGUCUGGCUCCGUGACCGCAGCCACGCCGGCGGUGGAGAAGCCCUACAAGUGUGACGUGUGUGGCAAAGGCUACAAGAAGAAGUCAACGCUCCAGCGCCACCAGAACUCCAGCUGUCAGGAGAAGCCGCUGAAGUGCUCCCUGUGCAACCGACGCUUCCUGUCGCCGUCUGAGUUCGUGACGCACCGCUGCGACCCAUCCAGGGAGAAGCCCCUGAAGUGCCCCGACUGCGAGAAGCGCUUCAAGUAUUCCUCGGAGCUGCAACGUCACCGCCGCGUUCACACCGGGGAGAAGCCCUACAAGUGCUCCAGCUGCGACAAGAGCUUCAAACAGCGGGAACACCUGGUGAAGCACCAGGCGGUGCACUCGCGGGAAGCCCAGUUUAAGUGCGUGUGGUGCGGGGAGCGUUUUGUGAACCUGGGAGCCCUCCAGGAGCACACGGUCCAGCACACUGCAGAAGGAGGUGGUUAUCCUGCAGCCCCCUGUAUACAGUGAGCAGGUCUGCUGCUGUUGAGCGCCUGUACAGUGUGAACACACACGGUGACAUGGAACGUUGCGCGCUAGGCGUACAGCAACACUCUUCCUGACACCUUCUUCUUUUGUAUAUAACCACACAUUCAUUAUUUACAUUUAGUUACACACCCACAUACCCCCCCCUCCUCCUUUUGCAUAAACAAUGGUAAAACUCUGCUUAAUCCUAACCAUGAAGUUAUUAUUGACACCUUCCUCCUCACACCAAGGUAAUCAUGCCCAUGUUCUGCCCUUCAUUAGUGACUUCCAACUACCCAUGACCCAGAUCAACUGAAAACAGUACAUCAACUACCCAUGACCCAGAUCAACUGUGGUCACCUUGUUGGAUGCAGGAAAAAUGCAACUUGAAAAGGAUGUUCCAAUCUGAAAAGUCAUUGGAAAUGUAUUCAUGUUUGUAACAUCAAAUACUUAAGAGUUGCUUUUUAAAAAAUUGGGAGAAAUGAAAUGUUGAAGGAAAUUGGGGGGAGGGAGAGUCUUAUUCUCUGACUCCUUUAUGGUCAUAUCAUUUCUUUGCUGUGGUUUGGUUCAGGUUUUGGCCACACUACGUGUUGAACUCCCCCUUAACCCUCUGGUUGGCUGUUAGUAAUGCCCAAUAAGCCCCACCCCUCAUAGACUUAAAUAUACGUUUCUGCAUGAGUAUAUUUAAGCAAUAUGGCCCGAGGGGUUGUGGUAUAUGGCCAAUAUACCACGGCUAAGGGCUGUUCUUAUGCAUGAUGCAAUGCGGAGCCCUUAGCUGUGGUAUAUUGCCCAUAUAACACAACCCCCUUGAGGUGCCUUUAUAAACUAGUUAUCAAUGUAAUUAGAGCAGUUAAAAUACAUGUUUUGUUAUACCUGUAGUAUACCACGGCUGUCAGCCAAUCAGCAUUCAGGGCUCGAACCACCUAGUUUAUAAUUGUGAAAUAUGUUUAUAUUUAGCAUCACCGUUGUACUGUAGUAGCUUAGGUUUGCUUAAAAAAUAAGAAAAAUGUGACAAGUUAUAUCUUGUGUCCUCUUUGGAAAUCUGUGGUAGAUAAACUGUCGCAUCUCUGUACUAUAAUGAAUAGCAACUACUGUAGUAUGUGUCAAUGGGAAUAUUUCCCCACAUUCUGGACUACUUUGGCUCCCUAUGUCAUAGAAAGAAACACAUACCUUAUCGCUCUGUCAACGUGGGGCUCCCAAGUGGCACUGCAUCUCAGUGCUAGAGGCGUCCCUACACACCCUGGUUCCGAUCCCAGGCUGUAUCACAACUGGCCGUGAUUGAGAGUCCUAUAGGGGGCGGCGCACAAUUGAUCCAGCGUCGUCCGCGUUUGGCUGGGGUAGGCCGUCAUUGUAAAUAAGAAUUUGUUCUUAACUGACUUGCCUAGUUAAAUAUAAUGUGCACAGGGAAUGAUGCUCACACAACCUCUGAAUCCUAUAUGUACUGUUUGCACAUAAAUAUUACAUUCUAACAUGUUAACAAACUUGGUGGUAGAAGUUGCAAAAUGUGUUGAAGAACUGCUUCUGCUACCUGCUUUUCUACCCAGUUGAGAUUGUUUGUGUUGUAUUUAAGCAAAAAGGGGUGUGGAGGACAUACUCCGGUCCAGUGGCAUUGUCCUCCGACAGGUGGCAUCACUCCUACGCAACGCUCAUCCCUCAACCGACAGAGCAGACAGUUAGUCGUAAGACAACGGCCCAGUGGUUUGUUUAAACCAGUAAUGUCUAUAUCUGGAUUUCAAAGUGUUAUCGCUUCACCUAGCAGUUAUCAUCUGAUUUAAAAAAAAAAAAAAUAUCUCUUUAUCAUGACUUCCAUUUGGACACGUUGGCCUCGGUUUGUGCCUAGGAGGUCUUCAUGUAAACCCAGCCAAGUUAGGGUCCCAAUUGCACAAAUUGUUCCUCAGUUGCCCCUGAAAUAGCUGUGAGAGGACUUUUAUGUUAGUAAGUCUAAAUGUUGAGGUGGAGAAGAAGGGGGGGAAAAGUAUGUGAUUAUGUAUGCAAGUUUAUACAUGAUGUUUUUUUAUAUUGUUUUAUGAUAGUGUAUUUUAAAAGAAAGAAAAAACAUGCUCACAAUGUGUAUUUGGAAUGAGGAUAUGAAACUGAAAGGUUAGGAGUGAGAAUGUCAUGUGGUGGAUUCAUCCUAAAUGGCACCCUAUUCCCUAUGUAGUAUACCAGGGCCUCUGGUCAAAAGUAAUGCACGCUAUAGGGAAUAGGGUGCAACUUGGGAAGAAGUUGAUGUUUGAACUGGGUGGGAUGAUGAGGUAGUCAAGCACUUGUGUCUGCAGUUAGGCUAUGAGCGUGUUUGACAUUGCAGACAAUUUUUUUUAAAAGGUGUGACUGACUAAUCUACAAAUCACCUUGAAUCAUAAUUAACUACUCAAAUGUUAGUUGCAGAUCGGUCAGUCGGUCACAAUUUCCCCACGAUGCGUCACGGUUUUGAUGCUCUCGACAGGCCUAAGCCUUCUGCAUGCCAAUGCUGGUCAAAUAUGUUCCGGUCUGUGCUUCUGCCUCUGCUGCCCUCAAUCUUUGUCAACUGGGAGAUAUAGAUGAUGACAUCAUUCUGUGUGGCUUAAUCUGUGUAGGCUACAUUCAAUCUUGAAUGAUAUGUACAGUAUAACAUGUUCAUAUACACACUGCACUAACAAAAUAAACGAAUCUUACAAUA
Molecule: messenger RNA, 4948 nt
Organism: Salmo salar (Atlantic salmon)
Lineage: Eukaryota; Metazoa; Chordata; Actinopteri; Salmoniformes; Salmonidae
Biological process (GO): regulation of transcription by RNA polymerase II
Cellular component (GO): nucleus
Molecular function (GO): DNA-binding transcription activator activity, RNA polymerase II-specific; RNA polymerase II cis-regulatory region sequence-specific DNA binding
Source: RefSeq, a predicted model, not a curated record